Penicillium argentinense is the source of this 1983-nucleotide messenger RNA. RefSeq lists its product as uncharacterized. Gene Ontology annotation, cellular component: fungal-type vacuole membrane. Bases 1 to 1983 code for a protein of 660 amino acids. Gene Ontology annotation, biological process: calcium ion transmembrane transport; intracellular calcium ion homeostasis. The record is from RefSeq and is a predicted model, not a curated record. The transcript is spliced from 3 exons. NCBI's taxonomy places the organism in Eukaryota, Fungi, Ascomycota, Eurotiomycetes, Eurotiales, Aspergillaceae. Gene Ontology annotation, molecular function: calcium:proton antiporter activity.
AUGCGAAAUGGCACCAUCCGCUUCUCCGCGCAUACCAAGGAGGCCCUAUGCCACAGCUGGGUCAACGUCCUGCUGGUCUUCGUACCGGUGGGUAUCGCCGUCAAGGCAGCCGGCCUCAGCCCGGCCAUUGUCUUUGCGAUGAACGCCGUGGCGAUUAUUCCCUUAGCCGGUCUACUGAGCCAUGCCACAGAGAGUGUGGCCAGCCGUCUGGGCGACACGAUCGGUGCCCUGAUUAACGUCACCUUUGGUAACGCCGUCGAACUGAUCAUCUUCAUCAUCGCGCUCGCAAAGAACCAAAUCCGCAUUGUCCAAGCUUCUCUGCUUGGCUCUAUCUUGGCAAACUUGCUGUUGAUUCUUGGCAUGGCCUUUCUCUUGGGUGGACUCCGUUUCCAGGAGCAGGUGUACAAUAACACUGUCACUCAAAUGAGCGCCGUUGUGCUCAGUCUGGCCGCCUCGUCUUUGCUCCUGCCAACAGCCUUCCACGCCUCGUUCAAUGACAGCGACAGAGCUGACCUGGAGACACUCAAGGUUAGCCGCGGUACAAGCGUGGUUCUCCUGCUCGUGUAUAUCCUCUACAUUAUCUUUCAGUUGAAAUCGCACGCCUACCUCUACGCCAGCGUUCCCCAACGCAUCAUCGAUGAGGAGUCGCACCCCGGUGUCUUGGCUGAAUUUCUGGACAGUUCCGACUCUUCGUCCAGUUCCAGCGACGAGUCUGACAACACCACGGCGUCUCGAUCUACUGCAAAGCGUAUCAGACAGGCGAUCAGCAACCGUCGCCGCCGCAAGUCUAGUACCAGCACGACUUCCAAGGGAACUGCCUCGCGGCAAUCCAUUAGGAAACAAGUAAUGAUCAACGAGACCCAGGGCUCCGUUGGAAACUCCAUCGGCAGCAACAACUCCGUCGCCAUGGCCGAUGAUGAAGUCCACUACGAUGCCGACAACGAUCUGAACAAUGCAUCGACUGAAUUCCGUUCUCGCGACUUCGGUCAGGCUCUCAGUCGUAGUGGUACUGCGCAAAGCGAACCCCCGAAACGCCAUCGCAAGAAGCACCGGUCCAAGCGAGCUGAGAAAGCCGCAGACAAAGCCCAGGCCCAAGCUCAGGCGCAGGUAAACCCGCAGAUGCAGGCAGCCAACGUUCAGGGAGCCCGUCCAUCGAUGACCGGCGCAGCGUCUUUUCCGAACUUCGCGGGCAUGAGUGGUGCCGGUGAGAACGAAGCACAGCGCAAAUGGUCUCCCUUCGGCCCAAUUCCUUCUCUGCUGUCGAACACGGUCUUCAGCUCGCAGUCCCCUGCCAACUCGCCGCAUCUCGGCCCCGGGGCGGGCCCCAAGCGUCCUGGAAUGGCUCGCAGUAACUCUCUGCCUGCCCGCGUUAGUCGUUCCCCGCAUGUCGGUAAUGCCGUGCAGUUCGCUAGAGGCGCUGCCCGGGUCACAGAAUCCCUGGACCCUGUCGCACCGGAUCAGCCUGCUCCUACCCAGGUGUCAGAGAUGUCGCGUACUGCCGCCGUCGUCAUGCUGUUGCUGUCCACCGGUCUCGUUGCUAUCUGUGCCGAAUUCCUGGUUGACGCUAUUCCCGAGAUGAUUGCCAGCUCGCCGGUCAGCGAGGCCUUCAUCGGUCUAAUUAUCUUGCCCAUUGUCGGCAACGCUGCCGAGCACGUGACGGCCGUCAGCGUUGCGAAGAAGAAUAAGAUGGAUUUGUCCAUUGGUGUCUCCGUCGGCAGCAGUAUUCAAAUUGCUGUCUUUGUCACGCCGCUUGUCGUCAUCCUGGGCUGGAUCAUGGACAAGGACAUGUCCUUAUACUUCACCCUGUUUGAAACCGUCUGUCUCUUCGUUGCUGUCUUCGUCGUGAACUUCCUGGUUCUCGACGGUAGGAGUAACUACCUUGAGGGCGCCCUUCUCAUGGCUGCGUACAUCAUCAUAGCGCUGGGCGCGUUCUUCUACCCCAAUGACCCUGAGGCCGGUCCCUUGGCCGGCACGUCGACUUAG